AAGAAGCUAAGGGCCUUCAAAAUCAAAACAAAAGCUUAAUUCUCAUUUUAUAACCAUCCAUCCAUCUUUCUAUUAAUUUUUUUUCUUCUUUUUCAAUCUCUCUCUCUCUCAAUAAUGGAGAUGAAUGAAGAUUUGGGAUUUGGGGAAAAUCCAUUUAAUGGAAGCUUGAAGAGGCAUUGUUCUUCACAUUUGAUGAUGGAAACAAAUAGGAUGAUGAGAAGAUCAGAAGGUGAUACUAAUAAUGAUCAUGAAGAUCAUGAGUCAAAUGGUUCUUGUGGUAAUUUCCAUAGAGAAAUUGUGUUCCCAGCUACUAUGAUCACUACUAGCCAGACCCCUACCAACAACAACAACAAUAAUUCUAAUGUCUUCUCCUCCCCCAAUUCCGCCUCUUGUUAUAGCAACGACAACGUUUUGGACGUCGUUGAAGUUCUCGACGUUCACCGUCAUCAUCAUCUCACCGUAAUGGCUGAGAGGAAGCUACGAAGAAUGAUAUCAAAUCGGGAAUCCGCAAGAAGGUCAAGGAUGAGAAAGAAGAAACAAAUCGAAGAGUUGCACUAUCAGGUAGGACAGUUGGAGGUUUCGAAUCGACAGUUAUCGGAGAAGUUGAUACAAGUGGUGGAAUGCAACCAACAAAUCUUGCAUGAGAAUGCAGAGCUAAAACGAAAAGUAUCAUCACUUCAGAUUAUUCUAACUGAUUUCUUGACGCCAUUGAGAAAUUGUGAAGAUGCUUUUGGGAACUCCAUUAUUAAAAAUAAUCGAAGAGCAGCAGCUGAACCAAAUUCCUCCUAGCUCUCUCAUCUCUCUCUCUAUACAACUUUAAUAUACCCAUGAAGAAGAAGAAGAAGAAGAAGAAGAAGAGAAGAUGAACAAAUAUCAUAACAUAUAUAUAUAUAUCUGUAUUUUUCAUCAUGAUCACUAGCUUAGCUACUUUUCUAAAUCUAAAUUAUCCCAUCUGAUGGAUAUAUAUAUAUAUAUAAUUAAUUAAUUAACUUUUCUUUCAUCAUUGUUAUUU
Molecule: messenger RNA, 1012 nt
Organism: Cucumis melo (muskmelon)
Lineage: Eukaryota; Viridiplantae; Streptophyta; Magnoliopsida; Cucurbitales; Cucurbitaceae
Product: basic leucine zipper 4-like
Exons: 2
Coding region: 115-789 (224 amino acids)
Biological process (GO): regulation of DNA-templated transcription
Molecular function (GO): DNA-binding transcription factor activity
Source: RefSeq, a predicted model, not a curated record